Messenger RNA from Lathyrus sativus (Indian pea), 825 nucleotides. NCBI's taxonomy places the organism in Eukaryota, Viridiplantae, Streptophyta, Magnoliopsida, Fabales, Fabaceae. The record is from the annotation of a GenBank genome assembly.
AUGACUAUUACUACCAUCACCAAAAUCUCUAAUUUUGUUUUGUUAACAUCCUCAAUAUAUUUACUUUUUCUUGCUACCAAUGUCGAAUCCGAAUUUUCCUUCAACUUCCCGACAUUUUCACCCGACGUUUUCAAAACCGGUGUAGGUUUUGCAAACGACGCCACGUUGAAAAAUGGAGUAAUACAAUUAACAAAGAAAGAUGGUUACGGUAAUCCACUCAAACAUAGUGCUGGUCAAUUUGGAUUGAUAGAACCUAUCCAAAUUUACGACAAAACCACUGGAAAAAUCGCGAGUUUUAUAACCGAAUUCACCUUUUUAGUGAACACAAACGGUAGAAUCGAUCACGGCGACGGGUUUGCUUUCUUUAUUGUAUCGCCCGAUUACAAAAUCCCAAACAAGAAAAAUUCGGAAGGUGGUUUCCUCGGAAUGUUUUCCAAGGAAACCGCGUUAUACGCCAAACAAAUUCUUCUUGUCGAGUUUGAUAGUUUUGCAAAUGAAUGGGAUCCAAGUCCAUUGUCACAAUUUUCUCAUAUAGGUAUUGAUAUUAAUUCUAUUAAGUCAGUGGCUUAUACACCUUGGUAUAAUGAUUUUGAAGAUGGAAAUGUAGGAAAGGCUCGUAUAGAAUAUGAUUCUAGGGAGAAGAAUUUGAAGGUGUUGGUAAGUUAUUCUAAAAAGGGACCAUUGAAUGGGGAUUCUAGCUUGGUUUAUAACAUUGAUUUGACAAGUUUUCUUCCUGAAUUUGUUCAAAUUGGGUUCUCUGCUUCCACUGGGGAUUUGGUUGAGACUCAUGAUAUUCUCUCUUGGUCUUUCACUUCAAACAUGUAG